AUGCAUGAGAACGGUUUAACGGGAGUUCAUGAUGCAUGUGUCGAAUUAAGAUUAAUAAAUUUUUUUGAAAAAAUUAUUUUAGAAAAUCCUGAAAAUUUUAAUAUUAGGAAUUAUGCAAUGGUUGAGAGUCCACGAAAUGUUUAUUGUGGUGACCAAGUAAAACGAAUUGAUGGAAUAGGCGAUGGGAGAUUAUUUGUAAGAAGCGUUAAAUUGGUGAUGGAUGGGGCAUUGGGAAGUUGGGGAGCUGCAUUAUUAGAACCAUAUUCUGACGAUCCAACAAAACAAGGCUUGUUACUCUCCGAUCCUUCUUUAUUAACUACUGUAAUUAAUCAAUGGAUUGAAAAGGGAUUUCAAGUAAAUACGCAUUGUAUUGGAGAUAAAGCAAAUCAGAUUAUUAUUGAUGCAUACGAGAAAAGUUUUAAAGAUUACAUUAUCAAGUCUAGUCCAAAUAAUUCUAAUGAAUUAUUAGAAGAACAAUUAAAAGAAGAGAUUAGAAGAUUAGGAGAUAAAUUAAGAUUUAGAAUCGAACAUGCACAGAUAUUGACACAAAAAGAUAUUAAACGGAUGGGAGAAUUAAACAUAAUUCCAUCAAUGCAACCAACUCAUGCAACUUCUGAUAUGUCAUAUGCUGAACAAAGAUUGGGUCCUGAACGUAUAAAAGGCGCAUAUGCUUGGAGGUCUUUAAUUAAUUCUGGAGUUAAAAGAUUUCCACUUUCUUCAGAUUUCCCUAUAGAGUCUGUAAAUCCAUUUUUAGGAUUUUAUUCUGCAAUCACAAGAAAAUGGACAAAUGGAAAAUCUCCACAUGGUGAAAAAGGAUGGUUUGAAUCAGAAUGUUUGACGAGAAAAGAAACAUUACGUGGUUUCACCAUUGAUGCUGCUUAUGCUGGAUUUUGUGAAGAUAUUUUGGGGUCAAUAAAAAUAGGGAAAUACGCAGAUUUUAUAGUGAUUGAUAAAGAUAUUAUGAAAAUACCAGAACAAGAAAUACCAAACAUCAAAGUCUUAUCUACUAUAUUUAAUGGAAAUGUUGUUUAUGAGAAAAAUUUUCAAAACUAA
Messenger RNA from Entrophospora sp. SA101, 1053 nucleotides. The record is from the annotation of a GenBank genome assembly. Lineage: Eukaryota; Fungi; Glomeromycota; Glomeromycetes; Entrophosporales; Entrophosporaceae.